AUGGGUGCCAAAUUAACCAAAACAAAAAGUGUAUCAAUCUUGGGAAAAACCAAAGAUGAACAGAAACAAACAAUUACAACUGUUGAAAAUACGAAAAAUCAUCUUGAUCUGACAACAAUUGAAAAUAACAAACAACUAAAGAAGAAGAAUAAAAAGAAAAAAGAACCAAAAUUAAAUAAAAAAUCAUCUACAAAAAAGGUAGACAAAAGUACAAGUACAGAAAGUAUUAUAUUAUCACCACCGACAUCCACUGAACAUUUGGUCUGUGAUCAGAUGUCUACAGUAAAUAAUAUUGUUUCGUCGAAUACUAGUACAGCUCAAGUAAAUACAGGUUAUCAACCUGAAAUUUCAAAUAAAGAUGUACAAGAACUUCGGAAUGCUUGUAUUCGAAAUAGUAUCAUAUCGACUGAUUAUCAGGUUGAAAAUAAACAAAAUUUGAAUGAACAAGAAUAUCAAGCAAAUACUUUGAAUAUUACUGAAGAAUCAUUAAAUACUACUUCAACAACUUUGAUUGGCAAUAGUAAUCAAGUUUAUAGUGAAGAAGAAGAAGAAGAACAACAACAACAAUCUGUCGAAUCAUAA
Molecule: messenger RNA, 582 nt
Organism: Rotaria sp. Silwood1
Lineage: Eukaryota; Metazoa; Rotifera; Eurotatoria; Philodinida; Philodinidae
Source: the annotation of a GenBank genome assembly